AUGGCCGCCGUACUGCGCGGCACCCAUGAUUUGACUGAGACGCCACCCUUUCCACGCAGUGUUGGCUCGACUGCGCCCAGCUCUCCACGAAUCCCUCCCUAUCGUCAAAAUUCAGGAAGUCAAACGCCUCGAGUCCGCCCUCACGCCACUACCCUCAACAUCCCUGGCAUGACAAGAUCCCGCGUCUCCCCCGACGGUCGAAUUCCCCAGCGCGAUGUUGCCGCCAAACUCGUCAUCAUUAUGGUUGGUCUACCCGCCCGUGGCAAGUCCUACAUCACCAAGAAGCUCCAGCGCUACCUGUCAUGGCAACAACACGAGUCAAGAAUCUUCAAUGUUGGAAACCGACGCCGCAACGCCGCUGGCAUCCGCGUCUCCGUGCAGCCAAAACUCAGUCCAGAACCGGCUCGACUCGACGGGCCCGUCCAUGCCGCCUCCAUCCUCCUCAACGGCCAUCCUGCCCCCAUGCCCAUGACCGGCGCCGAUGAUACCCCCACGGAUCUGGAUCUGAACAACACCGACGACCAAAUGGUCCAGUCUGCCAAGUUCUUUGACCCCAAGAACGCAAAGGCGGCUGCUUUGCGCGAACAGGUCGCGAUGGAGACCCUCGACGAGCUGCUUGACUACCUUCUUAUCCAGGGAGGCUCUGUUGGCAUCUUUGAUGCCACCAACAGCACCAUCGAGCGCAGACGGCACAUUGUCGACCGUAUCAGAGACCGCGAACCCAAACUUGGAAUUCUCUUCAUUGAGAGUAUCUGCAGAGACCCUCUUCUCCUCGAGGCCAAUAUGCGACUCAAACUUUCAGGCCCCGACUACCGCGACAAGGAUCCCAAAAAGUCCCUCGAGGAUUUCAAGAACCGUGUCGCAGCCUACGAGAGCGCAUACGUACCGCUGGGAAAGUAUGAAGAAGAGAACGAUAUGCAAUACAUUCAAAUGGUCGAUGUGGGCCGAAAACUCGUCCAACAUAGACUGAAGGGUUUCCUCAGCGGGGGUAUCAGCACCUAUCUGUCUAGCUUCAACCUAGCCCCUCGCCAGAUUUGGAUGACGAGACAUGGCCAAAGUAUCGAUAACGAACUCGGCAAUCUUGGCGGCGAUUCUCCUCUAACCGAGCGCGGCCACUGCUAUGGUGAAUCCCUCUACCGCUUCAUCACCCAGAAGCGCAAGGAAUGGAUUAUGGAGCAGAAGAGCAAGAUGGCACAGGCCACAUUCCCGCCGCUCCCUGGUGAUAACACUCCGCCCUAUCCUGACAUGAACAGAGAGCUCGACGAGAAGAACUUUUGCGUCUGGACUUCGAUGCUUCGCCGCAGUGCCGAGACUGCCGAAUACUUUGAGGCAGACGACGAUUAUGAUGUCAAGAACUGGGAGAUGCUCAACGAACUUAACACUGGCCAGUUUGAAGGCAUGACAUAUCAAGAAAUUGCCACAAAGCAUCCAGAGGAGUUCCACAAGCGGUCCGAGGACAAGCUCAACUACAUUUACCCCGGCGUGGGCGGUGAAGGCUACCUGCAGGUUAUCAGCCGUCUCCGUGACAUGGUCCGUGAGAUUGAGCGCAUCACGGACCACGUCCUCAUCAUCGGACACCGCUCUGUCUGCCGUGUCCUCAUGGCCUACUUUAUGGACCUCACCCGCGACGAUAUCACCGACAUGGACGUCCCCCUCGGCAUGCUCUACUCCAUCGAGCCCAAGCCCUACGGCAUUGCCUUCCACGCCUACAAAUACAACGAGGAGCAGGGCUGGUUCGACGAGCUUCCUCACUACAAGCCCCAGAAGGCGGCCCGCGGCACCGUCUAG
This is a messenger RNA of Cordyceps fumosorosea ARSEF 2679, 1788 nucleotides long. Its product is annotated as 6-phosphofructo-2-kinase 1. Gene Ontology annotation, molecular function: ATP binding; 6-phosphofructo-2-kinase activity. NCBI's taxonomy places the organism in Eukaryota, Fungi, Ascomycota, Sordariomycetes, Hypocreales, Cordycipitaceae. The record is from RefSeq and is a predicted model, not a curated record. The coding region runs from base 1 to 1788 and encodes 595 amino acids. The transcript has 2 exons. Gene Ontology annotation, biological process: fructose metabolic process; fructose 2,6-bisphosphate metabolic process. Gene Ontology annotation, cellular component: cytosol.